Messenger RNA from Kuraishia capsulata CBS 1993, 1131 nucleotides. RefSeq lists its product as uncharacterized. The coding region runs from base 1 to 1131 and encodes 376 amino acids. The transcript has a single exon. The record is from RefSeq and is a predicted model, not a curated record. Gene Ontology annotation, molecular function: oxidoreductase activity, acting on NAD(P)H. NCBI's taxonomy places the organism in Eukaryota, Fungi, Ascomycota, Pichiomycetes, Pichiales, Pichiaceae.
AUGUCCUCUCAAACUCAACAGGCUGUGGCCUAUUCCGGCUCGUCCGAAGACAAAAAGCUCACUGAGCUGGUUUCGUAUGAAAUUCCCCAGCCUAAUGCCGACCAGCUUCUGAUCAAGGCAGUGGCUUUUGCGACCAAUCCAACUGACUACAAACAUUUUCUGGGUGGCUGGGGAGCAAAAGGGACGUUCGCUGGUUCUGACGUCUCCGGGGAAGUGGUUGCGAUUGGAGCAAACGUCAAAGGGUUUGAGGUUGGUGAUCACGUCAGCUCUUUCGACCGUGGUGGAAACAAAAAGAAGCCCCAUGUUGGUCUUUUCAAGGAGUACAGUGUCGUAGAUCCAUAUCUGACAUUUCGUUACCCUAAAAAGCUCAAGACUCUUGGUGCUGAUGUUAACGAGUAUCCCUCUAGUAAGGUGGAUACAUUCGAAGGAGCAGCGGCUAUCAACCUAGGAAUUUUCACGGUGGGUCUAACUUACAGUUAUGCAUUUGGCCUGGAUUUUGACAAGGCCAAAAAUGCGGACAAAACGGUUUUGAUCUGGGGUGGUGCCACGGCUACUGGCCUUCUGGCAAUCCAGGUCGCAAAGAAGGUCUAUGGCCUCAAGGUAGUUGCAGCUGCCAGUAAGAAGCACGAGUCUUCGUUGAAAUCGUUUGGAGCUGAUGCUGUUUUUGAUUACCAUGACUCUGAUGUUGUUUCCCAGAUAAAGGCCUUUUCCGGAGAUUCUUUAGUCUAUGGUUACGAUACCGUUGCUAACCUAGACACUUGGAACGCUGUCAACGAUUCUUUGACAGACUCCACUCCAGUCGUUGCUGAUAACUUGUUAUUCUUGGAGGGAUCAGCUCUCAAGAACCCCAAGAAGAAUGCCAAAUACACCAAGACCUUAGUGUAUUUAGCCAGAGGUGAAGAUCAAGAACUGGGGGACGAUUUUGUUCUGAAGAGUUCCCCGGAGAUUGCAGAAGCCCAUCUCAAGUUCUACAAGAACAUCGUUCCGUUUGUCCAGGAUGGUACUAUUCAGCACCAGCCUUUGAGAAUUCUUCACGAUGGUCUGAGUAGUGUCGACGAGGCAUUUUCUUUGCUCCGUAACAACAAGGUUUCUGCGGAGAAAAUUGUUUUCAAGCUCUCCGAGUCGAAAUAA